CCUAGCGCGGUGGCCAUGGCGGCGCAGUGCUGCUGCCGCAAGGCGCCCGGCGCCGAGGCCGCGCCGGCCCGCCCGCCGCCCGAGCCGCCGCCCGCCCUGGACGUGGCCUCGGCCUCCAGCGCGCAGCUCUUCCGCCUCCGCCACCUGCAGCUCGGCCUGGAGCUGCGGCCCGAGGCGCGCGAGCUGGCCGGCUGCCUGGUGCUCGAGCUGUGCGCGCGGCGCCCCGCGCCCCGCGCGCUCGUGCUCGACGCGCACCCGGCCCUGCGCCUGCACUCGGCCGCUUUCCGCCGCGCCCCCGCCGCCGCCGCCGCCGCCGCCGAGCCGCCCUGCGCCUUCGCCUUUGCUGCCCCCGGGCCGGGACCCGCACCGCCGCCGCCGCUGCCCGCCUUCUGCGAGGCGCCCGGCGCGGAGCCCGCCUGCUGCCCGCUGGCCUUCAGGGUGGACCCGUUCACCGACUAUGGCUCCUCGCUCACCGUCACGCUGCCCCCUGAGCUGCAGGCGCACCAGCCCUUCCAGGUCAUCCUGCGCUACACCUCGACCGACGCCCCCGCCAUCUGGUGGCUGGACCCAGAGCUGACCUACGGCAGCGCCAAGCCCUUCGUAUUCACCCAGGGCCACUCCGUCUGCAACCGGUCCUUCUUCCCGUGCUUCGACACGCCUGCCGUCAAGUGCACCUACUCAGCCGUGGUCAAGGCCCCAUCGGGGGUGCAGGUCCUGAUGAGCGCCACGCAGAGUACCUACGUGGAGGAGGAGGGCGUCUACCGCUUCCACAUGGAGCACCCCGUGCCUGCCUACCUCGUGGCCCUCGUGGCUGGGGACCUCCAGCCCGCAGACAUCGGGCCCAGGAGCCGCGUGUGGGCCGAGCCGUGCCUCCUGCCCACGGCCACCAGCAAGCUGUCGGGCGCGGUGGAGCAGUGGCUGAGCGCGGCCGAGCGGCUCUACGGGCCCUACCUGUGGGGCAGGUAUGACAUCGUCUUCCUGCCCCCGUCCUUUCCCAUCGUGGCCAUGGAGAACCCCUGCCUCACCUUCAUCAUCUCCUCCAUCCUGGAGAGCGACGAGUUCCUGGUCAUCGAUGUCAUCCACGAGGUGGCCCACAGCUGGUUCGGGAACGCCGUCACCAACGCCACGUGGGAGGAGAUGUGGCUGAGCGAGGGCCUGGCCACCUACGCCCAGCGGCGGAUCACCACCGAGACCCACGGUGCGGCCUUCACCUGUUUGGAGACAGCCUUCCGCCUGGACGCCCUGCACAGGCAGAUGAAGCUUCUCGGAGAGGACAGCCCGGUCAGCAAGCUGCAGGUCAAGCUGGAGCCAGGCGUGAACCCCAGCCACCUGAUGAACCUGUUCACCUACGAGAAGGGCUACUGCUUCGUGUACUACCUGUCCCAGCUCUGUGGGGACCCCCAGCGCUUUGACGACUUCCUCCGAGCCUACGUGGACAAGUACAAGUUCACCAGCGUGGUGGCCCAGGACCUGCUGGACUCUUUCCUGACCUUCUUCCCGGAGCUGAAGGAGCAGAGUGUGGACUGCCGGGCAGGGCUGGAGUUCGAGCGCUGGCUGAAUGCCACGGGCCCCCCGCUGGCCGAGCCGGACCUGUCUCAGGGAUCCAGCCUGACCCGGCCCGUGGAGGCCUUAUUCCAGCUGUGGACCGCCGAGCCCCUGGACCAGGCAGCCGCCUCCGCCAGCGCCAUCGACAUCUCCAAGUGGAGGACCUUCCAGACGGCGCUCUUCCUGGACCGGCUGCUGGACGGGUCCCCGCUGCCCCAGGAGGUGGUGAUGAGCCUGUCCAAGUGCUACUCCUCACUGCUGGACUCCAUGAACGCCGAGAUCCGCAUCCGCUGGCUGCAGAUCGUGGUCCGCAACGACUACUACCCAGAUCUCCACAGGGUCCGGCGCUUCUUGGAGAGCCAGAUGUCGCGCAUGUACACCAUCCCGCUAUACGAGGACCUGUGCACCGGCGCCCUCAAGUCCUUCGCCCUGGAGGUCUUCUACCAGACGCAGGGCCGGCUGCACCCCAACCUGCGGCGGACCAUCCAGCAGAUCCUAUCGCAGGGCCUGGGCCCUGGCGUGGAGCCGGGCGGGGCUGCGGCGGACUCGGAGCCGGGCCUGCUGCUCGGGGAUGAGGCCCCGGGCGGCGCCAUCUCUCUCAGGGACGUCAACGUGUCUGCAUAGCGCUGCGCCUCCCAGACACCACGAUUGUGCCUUCUGGGCCCUGGGCCCAGCCGGGGGGCUCUGCUGGGCCCCCCCAGGGCCGACCGAGGCCCGUGGACCCGUCUUUCCCCUACCCCCCCAAGCGCUCUUGCACUGCAGGCCCUCCUGUCUCAACACUGACUGCCAGGCACCGCCCUGGGUCCACGGCGACCACCACACUGUGCCUUCUGCCCGCCGGGAGGGCCCGGCUGCUGCGCCCGUCCCGCACACCUGCAUCCACGGAGCCCUGGGCCCCCGCCCCCCGCCCCCAGGGCCGGCAGCCCUAGGGCCGAGGAUGCAGACAUGCCCACACCCUCCCCGCGGGGGACGGGGCACCGGACAGACGGUGGAUGUCCCUGGGGAGGGGGGCCCCGGAAAGCCUUAGCUCCUCAGGGAACUCAGGGUCCCAGGCCCCGGGGCCAGGGCAGCAAUAACACGCAGGAAGGCAGGCGGCACUGGUGCUGUUUCUAGGCCCACCCUGCUGGAAGAGGCCCGGGAAGCCCGGGGUCCACGCUGGGCCCCCUGAGGGACCUCCACUCGGGGUCACCGCGAUUGUCCCAUUAAACCUCCACUCGCA
Molecule: messenger RNA, 2764 nt
Organism: Dama dama (fallow deer)
Lineage: Eukaryota; Metazoa; Chordata; Mammalia; Artiodactyla; Cervidae
Gene: RNPEPL1
Product: arginyl aminopeptidase like 1
Exons: 11
Coding region: 16-2169 (717 amino acids)
Biological process (GO): proteolysis
Molecular function (GO): metalloaminopeptidase activity; zinc ion binding
Source: RefSeq, a predicted model, not a curated record